AGCCGAAGGGGCAGGGACCACUUCGUCGGAAGUCUUGACGGGUGGUUAAAGGAAGAGCGCCGCCUCGUCGUGAGGGCUUCCACCGAGAGGUGAUGGGCCGGAGCCGUUCCCGGUCCCCGCCUCGGAGGGAGCGUCGGCGUUCCAGAUCCACCUCACGUGAGAGGGAAAGGAGGCGACGGGAGCGAUCGAGGUCUCGGGACAGAGAUAGGAGGAGAAGUCGUUCUCGUUCCCCACAUAGACGACGAUCCAGAUCUCCACGGCGACAUAGAUCCAGUUCUUCUUCCCCUUCCCGACAGAAAGAUGAAAAGAAAGAUGCCAAAGAUGCCAAAGGCAAAGAGCGCCAGAUCACAGAAGAAGAUCUAGAGGGCAAGACAGAAGAAGAAAUUGAAAUGAUGAAAAUGAUGGGAUUUGCAUCUUUCGACACGACAAAGGGCAAGAAAGUGGAUGGCUCUGUAAACGCCUAUGCUAUUAAUGUGUCACAGAAGAGGAAGUACAGACAAUACAUGAACCGAAAAGGUGGAUUCAACAGGCCUCUGGAUUUUAUUGCCUAAUAUCUACACUUGUUACAUGUGAAAGACAACUUCGCUCUCGUCCCUUAAUUCUCUUAACAACAAAACCUGUGGCUAAGAGGAUCCCAACUUCUUCCCACAUUAAAUGGAGGAUCUCAAUUGUGGAGAAUCUAUGAAAGUGAUAUUGCCUCAUAGGAAGAAAUGGUAAUGUGUUUUUGUCAAAUGACAUGUUUGUACAAAAUGAUUUCCUUUUGUAGGUUUCUGUUUUUAAAUACUGGCUAAAUUAAAAAAGAAGAACCUGU
This is a messenger RNA of Rhineura floridana, 811 nucleotides long. RefSeq names its product small nuclear ribonucleoprotein U4/U6.U5 subunit 27 (gene SNRNP27). Bases 93 to 551 code for a protein of 152 amino acids. The record is from RefSeq and is a predicted model, not a curated record. Gene Ontology annotation, biological process: RNA splicing. The transcript is spliced from 6 exons. Gene Ontology annotation, cellular component: precatalytic spliceosome. Lineage: Eukaryota; Metazoa; Chordata; Lepidosauria; Squamata; Rhineuridae.